AUGGCGAGCGACGAAUUGUCUCCUUUGGUCGCACCAGCGGACCAUACUGUCAGGAUCAAUGAUCGUAGCAAGAAGGCGAUUAUUCUGAAGUUGACACUCGGUGGAGCGUUGCUAGUGCUGGCGCUGUGGCUAAUUCAAGAUCACGGGCGUUCGGCUUCAGCCCCGAAGGGAUCUUAUAUCUGCGGUGUAACCAACAGCUCAGCGGGUCAUAUCAAGCUAGCGAACAAGGAGGAUGACCACUAUUUCUACUGGUUCUUCGAGUCGCGCACCAACCCCGAGACGGAUCCGCUGGUCUUGUGGCUCACAGGCGGUCCCGGUUCCUCCAGUAUGUUUGCACUCUUGACUGAGAACGGCCCGUGCACCAUACAACCCGACCUGAGUACCAAAUUAAAUCCGUACGCUUGGAAUACCAACGCCAACGUCAUUUGGCUUGACCAACCAACAGGUGUGGGUUAUUCCUUCGGUUCUCCUGCAGACAAAGAUUUUAAUGAAACCAAUGUGGGUGAAAAUAUUUACUGGUUUUUGCGAGGAUUUCUGGAAAAACACCCACAAUUUCAGAACCGCGAGUUCUUCGUGACGGGUGAAAGCUAUGGCGGUCACUAUGUCCCAGCUGCAGCGCACUACAUUUGGUCGUUGAACAAGGAAGUCAAGGGGAACGACGAGGUUCCGCUUAUCAAUUUACAAGGCUUGGCAAUCGGCAAUGGCCUCACCAACCCGGUAAUUCAAUACGCCUACUACCAAGACAUGAACCACAACCGUUAUAACCUCACGCUCCUUACAGACGCCGAGGAGCAGCAGAUGAGGGCCGACAGUGUGGAGUGUAUUCGCUUGACCCAAGAGUGUCAAGCAGCACCACGCAACGGGAGUGUUUGCAAGGAAGCACCAGAAUGUUGGUCUGAAAAGCUAAUUGCUCCUUUCAGCAAGGCAAACCGCGAUAACUACGACAUUCGCCAGUCAUGCAACAACAGCGACCCCAACUCCGCUUGCGAUGAUCAUCCUCUCAUUAGAGAGUACUUGAAUUCGCCCGAAGUGCGCAAAUAUUUGAACGUGGAUGAACGUGCUCCUGCCUGGCACGAAGAUAACGACGAAGUGGAGACGACAUUCACCACUGACGGCGACUGGUCCAUGCCAUUCCACCAAUUCGUCGCGGAGAUGCUGGACGACGGUCUUCGCGUGCUUAUUUACGCCGGAGACGCUGAUCUCAUGUGUAACUGGAUCGGCAAUCGAGCCUGGACGUUGGAACUCGAUUGGCAAGGCAAAGACGGCUACAACGCAGUCAAAGAGAAAGUAUUCAUCGCUCACGACCCGUUGUUACCCGAUGGUAGCAACAUUGACGCUGGUGUGGUUCGCUCGUUCGAGAACUUCGCGUUUGUUCGAGUGUACGAUGCUGGACACAUGGUGCCAAUGAACCAGCCUGCAGUCUCGCUAGACCUCAUCAACAGGUUCUUCACGAACAAAACGCUGUAG
This is a messenger RNA of Phytophthora nicotianae INRA-310, 1467 nucleotides long. RefSeq lists its product as hypothetical. NCBI's taxonomy places the organism in Eukaryota, Oomycota, Peronosporomycetes, Peronosporales, Peronosporaceae. The record is from RefSeq and is a predicted model, not a curated record. The transcript has a single exon. Bases 1 to 1467 code for a protein of 488 amino acids. Gene Ontology annotation, molecular function: serine-type carboxypeptidase activity. Gene Ontology annotation, biological process: proteolysis.